AUGGACAAACAUCAGAAUUCCUAAUUAUUGAAAUAAGACAAUAGUAUGAAGGAGCCAUUCCUUGACAAAUUAACUUAAGAAUCACUCGUUAUCAACAAGACAGAGGAGCCUGCACAUGGCCAUGGUCAUGCUGCUCCACCAGCAGUGAGAACAGGUCUUGCUAAGCUUUUCGGAGAUAACUACAUUACCUUUUCAAUACUUACAGCACUUUUCUUUGGAACCUAUAACUUUUUGAUAGAUACAGCAAUGCAAGGAUAAAUGCCAACACUAAGAAUAAUGUAUCUGACUGGUGUCUUCCCAAUUAUAUAUUACCUAGCCUACCAUAUUACCUAGGCAGUCCAACUAAACAAGAAAAAGGGAAAGUUUUGGACCCGUUCAGACUCGGCUUACAUUAAAGAAAACGGAUCAAUUGACUGGUAUUUGAUAAGAUUGGUUUUUGGCAGAUUCCUUUGCACUCUAACUCUAGUUGGCUAGGUCUACUAUACCUUCUCAAGUUCAAUUAAGUCAGGUAUUAGUAGCGCUAUCAUCACAUCCUUAUAUGCAGGAAACGUCUUGACAACAUCACUCGCUUUCUACCUGAUCUUUGGUGAGAAACUCACCUAGAAGCAUUUAGUUGGAAUGAUUUUCAUUGUUAUCAGUAUCAUCAUGAUUUCUUAUGGAAAGGAUUCGUAGAUAGAUUCAUCAUUGACUAAUAAGUAUACUCUGAGCGUCUGGGUUCCAAUAGGAAUGGCAUUUUUAGGAUGCUUUCUAUUUACAACUUAAUCAUUGAUCUCUAGAGCAGUCAGAGCCACUAAAAUUAGUUCACUUUAAUACACAGCAGAUAGUAUAGUCCUAUCUAGUUUAAUAACAACAAGUCUAGCCCUCUUUGAACAUUUAGCAGUACAGCCUUAUACAUUGCAGGAAGCUUUAUACGUUUUAAGUGCAUCUGCAGUUUGGAUUUUAGGAGUGUUAUGUCUGAAUGGCGCUAUCACCUAUGGAAAAGCUGGACCAGUUCAAGCCUUGGCACAAUUACAAUCUCCCUCUCAACUCAUUAUGGAAAUAUCUAUUUUUACAAGGAUCCCUACAUUAUACGGGGUAUCUGGAAUGCUUCUUUCGAUAAUAGGUGCUCUAAUCAUCAUACUAAGCAAAAAGUGA
Stylonychia lemnae is the source of this 1134-nucleotide messenger RNA. The record is from the annotation of a GenBank genome assembly. NCBI's taxonomy places the organism in Eukaryota, Ciliophora, Spirotrichea, Sporadotrichida, Oxytrichidae.